Molecule: messenger RNA, 2733 nt
Organism: Phytophthora nicotianae INRA-310
Lineage: Eukaryota; Oomycota; Peronosporomycetes; Peronosporales; Peronosporaceae
Exons: 3
Coding region: 1-2733 (910 amino acids)
Biological process (GO): proteolysis
Molecular function (GO): metallocarboxypeptidase activity; zinc ion binding
Source: RefSeq, a predicted model, not a curated record
AUGUCGAGCGUGAAUCCCCGUGCCAAUCGAUUCCGCAACGUUGCGAGUCAGUCCAUCCUGGUGCCACCUCCGCUCCCACUCAUAAACUUACCGGAAGAACCUCGUCACGUUCGAACUGGAGUUCCAGAUGAACGUCCGAUGAAUCUACCAAUCCGCAGACAUCUUCCCAAUGUUGUCGCAAUAGCAUCAUGGAAAAGCAGUCAAUCUACAGAUUUUAACGCAUUGCAUCCACCAAAACCCGAGAGAAUUCUUCAGGAGAAUAAAACGUUGGUAGAUUUCGAAGCAGCAGCGUACGAAGAGCUCGAAGUAUCGUCACGGCUUCACGUGUAUGAAUACAAUCAGCCUAAUAUUUUUCGAGACAGCAACGCACCGGACGAUACUCUUAUCUUCGAUUCAUUAUUCGAAAGUGGUAAUUUACUUCGAGCCGAGCGAAUAUUUCGUAAAAUACCAACCCAUUCCGGAUCUCGAAUACCUCAACAAGAGUACGAAUUGCUGAUCCACCCAGACGUCAAGAAUGGAGCUUAUCGUCAAUGGUUUUACUUUGAAAUUCGCAAUGGGAAACCAGGAGUUAAAUAUCGCUUCGCUCUCGUUAAUCUUGCAAAAAGUGGGGCUUUGUUUGGCCAAGGUUUGCAGCCUGUAGUAUACUCAGAGCGUGACGCAGCAAGCAAAGGCUUGGGCUGGAGACAUCGAGGCACGCAUGUGCGGUACGACGUGACUGCAUCUCCAUUGGCUCCUCCAGGAGCCAACGCUCUGUCCUUCCACUACGAAUUCGAGCACGAGAACGACUGUGUCUACUUCGCAUGCAUCCAACCUUAUACAUACACCGAUUUAAUGGACUACUUGGAGCUAUUAGAGCGUGAUCCACAACGUUCCUUAACAUGUCGUCGCACUGAGCUUUGCCAAAGUCUUGCAGGGAACGCAUGUGACCUGCUCUCCAUCACAUCUCCAGGUAAAGACGGGCUUCCACCCGAUGAACGGCGCAUUAUUGUAGUUUCUGCACGGGUACACCCAGGCGAGCCUAAUAGUAGCUGGAUGAUGCAGGGAAUGCUCGACUAUCUCACAGGACCGAGUAGUGGGGCUACAGUUCUUCGACGAAAUUUUGUGUUCAAAGUGGUGCCGAUGCUUAACCCAGACGGUGUAAUUAACGGUAAUACUCGUGUAAGUCUGGCAGGAUGGGACCUUAAUCGAAAGUGGAGCAACCCGAUCGAGCAACUUUUUCCCACGAUAUACCACUUAAAGCAGCAGUUAGCGCACUUUCAAUCUCGCGGACGUGUUGCAGUUUACUGCGAUUUGCACGGACACAGUAUCAACCGUAACAUCUUCACAUAUGGCUGUUACAAUGCGAAGAAGAAGACUACUUCAGACGGAUCAAAAACUUCAGUUGACACGGUUGGAGUCAAGUCGGAUCCGCGGGUUUUUCCUAUGAUCGUCGCUCGACACGCUCCAUGUUUCUCGUUCUCUAAUUGCGACUUUACUGUGCAUAAAUCCAAGAUGACUACAGCUCGAGUAGUUGUGAAUCAGGAGCUUGGGGUGACGAAUAGUUAUACACUUGAGGCGAGUUUCUGUGGACCUGAUUUUGGUGCCCGUAGAGACACUCAGUUCUCCACUUGGGACCUCGAAGAAAUGGGACGAUGUUGGUGUCAAAGUUUAAUCGUUUAUUACGGUCUCACUGCUCACGUUAAGGCGUUAGAUAUCGAGCGUAAGAAACCAGUAACACUCGACCAAUCCAUCGCUGAAGCACCAUCUCCAACGAGUCGAAGUAGUCAAGUACAAAUCAGUGAGGCACUGCGAGUGGACGUGGAAGAUGAAGAGAGUCGACUUGCAAGGGACCUCCUACUAGACUGCGAAGCCGCGAUCUCUGCUUUGUUCGCAUCCUCAGGUGUUAAUGAAGACAACGGCAUGGAUUCGGAUCUUUCAGGUGCCGAGGAUGAACCCAUUCCACCGAGUCCAUCAGGUGCUCCACAAAUUGAUACUGAACAGAAGAACUUACAAGAUACAGUCGAAGUUAAUGAUGUUGAGGCGUCUUCUAGUACUCAAGAAGACGUAUCCGCGUUGGAUAACUCUGGAGACCAAACUGAAAAGAAAUCGGAAAAGAAGAAGCGAGGAUCAAAAUUGAAAUCAGUGGUCAGUCAAACGAUGAAGAAAGCCAAGAAGAAGAAGAAGCAUAAGGAUAAACCGGAGCUAAAAAAUACCUACUCAACAUCAACACCAACGCAAUCGAAACCUGAUGAUACAUUAACUUUUACUCCCGAACUCGAGCUUUCAACUCCAGAUGCUGAUACAAACUCUAAGCCGCUAACAAAAAGAACCAUGAGUGCCGCUCGGAAGAGUAAGAGUGUACGCCCUAAAAGCUCGAUCGAGACCCCUAAAAGCGUCUCCAGCGCGAUCCUCCAAGCCACCAAGAACGUGGAAUUGCGAGCGAAUUCUCGACUGUGUCCACUACCGACGCAUCCAAACAUUCCAUUGGUGCUGCCAAGUGUCGUAGAUAGCAGCCGUGUGGUCCCACGUAUCCUCCGAACUGCACCAGUCUGCGAUCCAGACAUUGAAGAUAAAUCUAGAAUUCGCUCAGAACUCCCCGCUCUGCAACUUUCCGGUCGAGAUGAAGACCAACGGCGACAUUCUCUACGACGAAGGUCCCGACGACAGGAGAAUGACAUUAAAUCUGACGAUUCCGACACUUUUCCUGUUCCAGAAUCAUACGGCUCAAGUAAACUCCUCAACUUAAUCACGUAG